CGCAGCCAGAAGCCUCCGUGUAUCUCCCCUGUCCCUUGCAGACAUGUAAUGUGUAGGGCAAAUCUGUCCUGCCAGGAAACUGAUGAUUUACUCCAUGGAACCUUCAUUCAUGGCUUGCGUUUCCUUUUAUCUGUUGUAAAAAAAACCCCUCUUGUUAUCGGGAGCGAGGCGACAUUGGCCACCAUGGAGUAUUUAGACUCAGUGGGAUAUUUAAUCAUCACUUUUAACUACAAUGUUACUGCAAUUGGGAAGGUCUGGCUCACAUUAAUGCUUUUGCUGAGGAUGGCUAUGGUGUUAUUUGCCGGAUACCCUCUUUAUCAAGACGAGCAGGAGCGUUUUAUCUGCAACACCUUACAGCCCGGCUGCUCCAAUGUCUGCUACGACAUCUUCUCCCCUGUGUCCCACAUGAGAUUUUGGCUUUUCCAGACCAUGAUAGUCUUUCUACCCUACGCUAUGUUCGCUGUUCACAUUUUGCACCGAGUGGUUGGCUACAUGGCACCAACAAAUGAUCACUUCCGGAAAAGCAACACCCCGACUUAUCAUGGCGUGGGCUUACAGAUGGAGAUACCUGAUUUUUCCUUGGCGUAUAUAGUCCAAUUACUUCUGAGAACUCUUCUAGAGGCUGGUUUCUGCACGGGGCAGUAUUUUCUCUUUGGGAUAUUAGUUCCAAAGAGAUUCAGCUGUUCUCAGGCCCCCUGCACCAGCAGUGUUGAUUGUUACAUCUCUAGACCCACUGAAAAGUCUCUCAUGAUGAUCUUUAUCUGGGGGACAGGAGUGAUAUCUCUCAUACUUGGGCUGGUGGACCUCAUUUACGUAAUCCAUCGGCGAAGGCGCUCCGAGCGCCUAAAGAGAGAACUGCUUCUGCUGGAAAACGACUCCCUAAAAGGUGGCUGCUGUUCUGAUUCACCUCCAAAUUCAAACUUGCACGGCGCUCCGGAGCCAAUGGCCUUGUACGCUGAUUCUGCUUCCAAUGAUCUUGAAAAAAUAGAGGAGAAAAUUAAGGGCGACUCCCAUUCUCUGCCAUCGUAUGAAGGGGAAACGGCUUCUUUUCAGACAGAAAGUUCUCACCAUGAUGUGGGAAAGUCCAACAUGAACACCAACAGCAAUAAAUCAUGUUCUUGGCAAGUCAGCCUGACUUCUGCCGACGGCAAACCCACCAAGAGUGAUCACCACUUGGUCACCCCAAGGCAGCUCAAACCAAAGCAGGAGAAUUGCAGCAGCUCUAAUCUGGGAAUACUCAGCCCCCCUGAAAAAUCCCCAGUGUCCAAAUCCAAGAAAUCUGAGUGGGUUUAAUGAGUGGGUAAAUGUUGGCAUUGUUUUGUGAUUGAUGUUUCAGAGUCUAAACGCUCAGUGUUUAUAGUUAGAGUUUUGUCCUGUUUUAGCAAUGUGUUUUGGUUAUAGAACAUUUUCAUAAACAUUAUUAAUAUUAUAACAUUUAGAAAAA
Messenger RNA from Xenopus tropicalis (tropical clawed frog), 1444 nucleotides. RefSeq names its product gap junction protein delta 4 (gene gjd4). Gene Ontology annotation, cellular component: connexin complex; plasma membrane; gap junction. The record is from RefSeq and is marked provisional. Lineage: Eukaryota; Metazoa; Chordata; Amphibia; Anura; Pipidae. Gene Ontology annotation, biological process: cell communication; transmembrane transport.